Messenger RNA from Spirodela intermedia, 5449 nucleotides. The record is from the annotation of a GenBank genome assembly. NCBI's taxonomy places the organism in Eukaryota, Viridiplantae, Streptophyta, Magnoliopsida, Alismatales, Araceae.
AUGGCUGCCGCUCUCCUCCGAUGUACAGCGGCUUGUUCUCCUCCUCAUCUUCGGGCCUCUAAGCUCCCUUCCAGGGGCCAUGGGCGGGCAAUGGCGGUCUUGGAGGAAGCUCGGCAGCUGCGGCUGCAGUAUGAUCUCCAGAAGGGGCAGUCCCGAUUCUUCCACCGGCUCCCCUCGGGGCUGGGCAUGGAGGUCAUAUUCCAGAAGGGGGCUGGCGGGGUGGCUGGCCAGGAAGCGCCGGCAUACUCUGGUAGCGGCAGAAAGCCGCCCUUGGUCUUUGUCCAUGGUAGCUUCCACGCUGCCUGGUGCUGGGCCGAACACUGGUUGCCUUUCUUCUCGGGCGCCAGCUACGAUUGCUACGCCGUCAGCCUACUGGGUCAGGUAAGCUUCAGAUGUCUCAUACAUUAGUUUCUGUUUUUUUUUUCUUCGGUCUCUUCUGAUGGCGCCGUGUCGUUCUUGUGUGAUUCUCAUGAUAGUGAUUCGUCUUUGGUUCUAAUGAUAUAUUGUCAGCGAACUUCCCUUCUGCAAUACUCUGAUAUUGAUUGUCACCCGAGCAUUGAUAUUUUUGUGUGGGCCUGUGUGGAAGGAGAGAAUCCAUGACCCUGAGGCUUAGUUCGGUGUGGAGAUGGAGAACUUUUUAACGGGAAUGAGCAUUUUGAUACUGUAGAUCCAAAUUCCUUGGGAAAAAGAGGGCCAUUCCGUUCGGCUGAAAGGGAGAGGGGUUGGGGAGCAAAAUUCUACUUGAUUUGUAGUUUCGAUCUUUACGUUUGCUGUUCAAGUGCCCGAUGUAGACGGGCAUGGUCAUCGAGGAGGGUCUUUUCUUUGUGUGGAAAGGUGACGUCACAUAUGGCCAGAAAGAUGACAUCAUGCAUUGGCCAUUCCACCGUAGAAUCUUUGUGAUGCAUGAGGGGAACGGCUGCUCCUACAAUGCACAAGGUGAAGAUUUGGAUGUCACAAGAUGUAAUAUGAGGUAUGAUCUUGAAUUCAUGUAGGCGCUAGGGAUGUAGGGGAGGAGAGGUGUUUUCCAAGCGUUGGGGCCUCACUCGUGACGAAUCCAGGAAGAUCUUGGUCUCACUGGUUUCAUUCUUCCUCUAUUUUUUACUCAUGGAAAGGGAAGACAAGAUUGAGAAUGGAUAAGACAGCGAUAAUAAAGGCAGAUGAGGAACGCUAGGUUUAUAUAUAACAGUGGGAAGAAUUGGCCCAUCUAACUCAAAAUCAAUUGAUAAAUUAUAGAGAUGAUCUGAGUAUUUAAAGCCUUCUUUUGGCCUGUCUGUGGCGCUUUGGUGCACAAGCAAAGCAGGCGUCACCACCAUGAGAAGACAAGCCCAUUACUAAAGGCCUCGCUGAUUUUCUGGUAGAAAAGUCAACUGCUUUCUUUCACAUUCAAUGGACUGUGAUUUCUCUUGCUUUCCCUCAUUUGGUUGUCAAGGUAGGUAGCUUCUGAGAUUUUCUGGGAAAGGGUAAGCAGAACAGAAGUGUGCCAUAUACAUUUGCGUGUCUUUGGUGGAACUGAGGAACUAUCAUUGAUAAUAUGAAGACAUAAGCCAUAUAUUUAAGCACUCUUUGUAACCUUUCCUUUAAUGAUUAAGUAUUCAGGAUGAAAGUUGAGCUUGUGCAAGACGUAUGCCCAUCAACUAUAUUCCCUCUAAUUUACCUGUAGAGGCAUUGUACAAUGUUUUCUUUCUUCUCAGUUGGCUGUUAACUACAAAUGCCCUUCUCCUUUCUGACGGAUGUGAAAUUUUCACCUUACAACAACAAAUACGUACUAACUUUCUCUGCGAGUGCCUUAAAAUUUUUCCAAAUGUUUUGGGCGUUUGGAAGGCAGUACCUGUAGAGCCAUAUACUUUUUUUUUUUUUUAAAUGAUAUCUACUUUUCAAAUUUAGAUUGAACUUCAUUUUCUUUUGUGUCAUAAUAUUCUGGCUCACUGAAUUUUUGAAAAUGGUUUACAAUUUUCCCUCCCUUUUCUGUGGAGGGAUAAUUCCAUGUUAUUAGACGAGCUAAUUUUAUAUUAUUUCGAAUUUUUAGCUUUCAUGUAUCUGCUUUUCUGUUUCUUCCGCAUGCAAUUUAUAGAUUGCCAUGUGCACAUUUGUUACAGCAUGUGCAAUAGAAUGUUAUCCAGUAUCAGCGAUCAUUGCCUGAAAGAUGAAGUCCUGUCGAUGAGUUGGUCUUUUGACUUUCUAAACUGAUUCAUUUGGCGUAGGGUGAAAGUGAUUUGCCCAUGGAUGCCAUAGCUGGAAGUCUUCAGGUACUUAUCUAAUGAAGUUUCUUUGGUUAGAAAAAAGCAGAUCACCUAUAGAUUUUAGUAGUGAGUGCUUGAAGUCUAUUAUCUGCUUUGGUUGCAUCAGCUUCGCUUGCCUGCCUUGCUCAUUCACAUUGCUGGUAACUUUGUAGUAGACUCAUACGAGCGACUUAGCUGACUUCAUCCGGAAGGAACUCGAGAUACCACCAGUGCUGGUUGGCCAUUCAUUCGGUGGACUCAUUGUUCAGUCUUACAUAUCACAUGCGGGAGCUGCUUCUUCAGUCUCUCAUGCAUCUGAAUCAGGUGGGUCCACAAUUCUUAGCAUCUGCAGUGAACUGAAGCUACUGAAUCUGCGGAUUUUUUCCAUCCCAUUAUUCAACAAAGCUAUUUUUCUGAUGACUUCUUUCGAUUCUAUUAACAUGUUUUUAAUUAGAGGACAUUGCUGACAAUCGCUGGACUUCCACAUGCAGUAGAGCUUUUUUUAGAGCCUGGCCUUGCCACCAGAAGCUAUUGACAUGAUGACGCUGGAGUUCCAGAUUUUUUUCAGGAAUGAUGAUGUUGAACACUCCCUUUUGUGCAGUCAGAAAAGAUUCACGAGCGAUGCUUGCAGGAGCUGUUCUUCUGUGCUCUGUACCUCCUUCAGGAAACAGGUGGAUAAUCGAGAUCCCUUUUCUGACUUUUUUGCUGUUGCAGAGUCUUAUGAGUGCAAUAUAUUGCCUCUGAGAGAAAUGUUUCUUGAUUCUAGUGGGUUAGUUUGGCGGUAUCUCUUGUCAAAUCCAGUUGCUGCCUUCAAGGUACUAAAUACGUCCUUUCUACGGACUAAUAUUCUCACUCACCGAUUGUUGAGGAUGAUUCUAUGAGAUGCUCCAUGCCCACUUCUCUUGUUUCUGUUCAUGCUCCUCUUAUUCUGAACGCCCAAACAGGUCACUCUCAGCCUGGCGGCCAAGGCUUUUGCGAAUUCUUUGCCUCUUUGUAAGGAGACAUUCUUCUCGUCGACAAUGGAUGAUGGUGAAGUCCAACGGUCAGUAGUAAACAUUUUUUUUGUCUUACUGCUUUGUUUUUAACCUAUGAGGUCGAAGCCUUUUAUGGGCUCAUCGACCUCCAAUCAAAGAAAGCCAUAUUAAAUGUUAAAAGCAUUUAAUAUGGCUACCUCGUAUUGAAUGUGGUGAAAGUAUUAGAUGAGUAAACCUACCUCAUAUCAAAUGUGGUGAAAGGCACUCAAUGGGUCCAUUAAUGUUAAUAACCGAAUUGCUGAUUCAGAAGGUUUUUCGAUAGAAUAAAAUCUCUAACAAUCUGCAAGGAAAGCUUCACAGAUUGGUCAAACUCAGAAAGUACAAAGCCCCGAUGGGUUGCUAAAAACUUAUAAUGAACUUGAGAUAUUGUUGCCUAGGCAAUACCUUGAGGCUCGUGUAUCAAGGAUAUUCCAUUUGUAAGAUCUAACUUACUUGGAAGGAAUCAAGUUUUGAUUUUAGAAGGUUUGUCCAUAUAUGAAUAUAAUGAAAUAUCUCUAAGGUGACGUCCACAAAUGGAUCAAACCAGGAAAUAAAAAGCAUGCAAAAUAAUGUUAACAGAGUGACCGAGUUAUUCGUUUUCUUUGAAUUUCAGUACAAGGGAAAAUACCUUGAAGGAGAAAUAAUUGAAGGAAUCAAUUGAAUGGCAGUAAAUAUUGCCUAAAUUUUGGGGAGUGAUCUAAAAUUUUCUUUUUGUGAGCAGCCACAGGCAGAAAAACCUUGAAGUACGUUUUUCUGCUGCAGAAAGCUCCAUAGGUCUUUCAAAAACGACGAAGAGUAUCUAAAUAUAACCGAAAUAUAUAAAAGAAGAAGACUGUCAUACUUCCAUGCAGGCAUUAUGAGACUGCUAAUCGAUAUGAACUUCAGGUUCGUGAUCAUUACCUAAAGCCAAAUAUUGGAAAUAAAAAAAUAUCCCACGUUUUUUAAACCUGCGUUACAAAAUUAAUAGCAUUUUAGUGAUCUCAGUCGCAGUUUGGCUACGGAUAAUGUUUACAGAAGGUUAAUAAUGGAGGAAAUACUUCAAUAAGAUGACAUAAGAUGAAUCUGAGCUUGGCAGAAUGAAAUCAGAGUCAGAAAUUUACAAAUAUUUAGUUUUCUUAUUUUAGAAGGAUCAAAGUGGUGAAAUCAUCAAGCGAAUUCCAAUUCGUAUGUAACAUGUGGAUAAAAUUUAUGAUGUUGAGUCAGUUACUUUUAAAUGCUUUUUGAGGAGGUUAACUCAUUUUCUAAAAAAUGACAUCAUCUAGUGAAUAGUUCAAUCUAUGGAUUUCUCUUUUUUUUCUCUUUUUUUUUCCUCACACGAGUGAUUCAAUGUGCUUUCUUAUCUUCUCUUUCAUCCCAUCACAGUUACCAGAAUCUCAUGAAACAAAGUUCAAGGGUGCCGCUGUUUGACUUAAGAAAGCUGAACGCAUCACUACCUGUGCCCUCUGUACCCCAUGGUUUCGUGGACGUUCUUGUUCUCGGUGCGGGAAGUGAUUUCAUUGUGGUGAGUCCAUGCAUUAGUCCUCGCUAAUUACUCUAAUCUGUAGUUUUCUUUGCUGUUGGAUCUAAGACAAACAGGAACAUAUUGCUGUUGUGUUGAGGUAGGUUAGCCUUGAAUAGGGUUUCUUCAUGCUCUUCUUCUUCUUCUUCUUCUUCUUCCUCUUCCUCUUAAAUCCAUCCCUUCAUUUUAUGGCAAACGGUGGGUUGGCCUUCUGAGAUGAUUAUUUUGAUACAGUCAUGUAUGUUGGAACCUAAGUCGAAGUCUUCUUAUCUAAAGAUAAUAACGGAUCUGCCAUUCAUUCAUUUAUCUAAUUAUUGGUAGGAAACCCAAAUUCCUUUUCUUUUCCAAUUUCACCGCCCAGUUGUUUGCUUCAGGAUUUCCCUACCAUAGGCGCAAAAAUAUCUUCUUUAAAUAUCUAUCAUCAGUAUUUGAGUUCUUUAAUUGCUGAAUCUGUACUCGAAAAACUUUUUUUUUAUGAUUUGUUUAUGUCUUGAGUUAUCUUUCAUUAUCAUCCGAACAUGCCUCUGCCUUCAACCCAGGAAACUCUGUGAAUUAUGCCCGUGAUAUUGUUUCAGGAUGCGGAAGGCCUCAAAGAGACGGGCAUGUUUUAUGGCGUAGAGCCUGUCUGCCUGGAGGGUGUGGCCCAUGACAUGAUGCUGGAUUCUUCAUGGGAAAAGGGGGCAGAAGCGAUCUUGUGUUGGCUGAAGAACUUAAACUAA